Danio rerio (zebrafish) is the source of this 2355-nucleotide messenger RNA. Lineage: Eukaryota; Metazoa; Chordata; Actinopteri; Cypriniformes; Danionidae. The record is from RefSeq and is a predicted model, not a curated record.
GCGAAACAGUCCGUGCUGCGCAUGCGCUGAUACUGUCCCGCACUGAAACUUUUCAGAAACAGAAAAAAGCGACGACAUAAUAAUAAACAGCAUCUGCAACAAUUAUUAACGUCCAAUAGCUACUUUGGAUCAUUCAAAUCACGCUUGCUAUGGCUGCUAAAAAGAAGGAGAUCAGUUUACAGAUAAAUAUUAAUAAUGACGAACAAUGGAGUGAAGCUCUUGCAUUGAAAGGGUUAUUAGUGGUUGAUGUGUACCAGCAGUGGUGUGGUCCCUGCCGCGCAGUCGUCGGUCUCUUUAGGAAAAUCAAGAACGAGCUGGGAGACGAGCUGCUGCAUUUUGCCACGGCUGAGGCAGAUGGGAUUGAAGCUCUGGAGAUGUACAGAGGAAAGUGUGAGCCCACCUUUCUGUUUUAUGCGGGAGGUGAGCUGGUGUCAGUUCUGCGAGGGCCAAACGCUCCUCUCCUGCAGAAGACCAUACAGGAGGAGCUGAGCAAUGAAAAAAAUGUCCUGGAGCACGGCGGAGCCCGCAGAGCAGUGAAAGAUGAAGGUUUAACUGAGGAAGAGGAAGUGAACGAUGACACUGAGGAUCAUCCGCAUGAUGAAGAUGUGACCGUUCCUACAGACAAGUCCUACACAGUGGCAAUAAUCAAGCCGGAUGUAGUGGCCCACGGCAAAGCAGACGAGAUUAUAAUGAAGAUUCAGGAUGCCGGUUUUGUGAUUUUGGCGCAUGAGGAGCGAACGCUGACUGAAGCAGAAGCUCAGGACUUCUAUCAACACAAAGCCGCGGAGCCGUACUUUCAGGAGCUCGUCCAGUUUAUGUCGAGCGGCCCAUCGCAUGUCCUGGUCAUCUCCAAGACAGAGGGCUGUGAGGACGUCAUUCCGGCCUGGAGAGAAUUCAUCGGCCCUGCUGAUGUGGAGGAGGCCCGGAGAGAGCAGCCUGAAAGCCUGCGGGCGCAGUACGGCUCUGAAAGCCUUCUGAACGGCCUCCACGGCAGCUCCGACCGCGAGCGCGCCAGCAGGGAACUGGCCUUCUUCUUCCCCAACUUCAGCUUCAGUGUGUGGGACUCCAGGCCGGAAGAGGAGCCCGUGGAGCGAACGCUGGCGCUCGUCCGGCCCGACGCUGCCAGGGAAAACAGAGAGGAAAUCCUGAGCCGCAUCCGUCAAGCUGGUUUCAGAGUGGCCAUGCAGAAAGAGCUGAUGCUGACGGAGGAGCAGGUGCGACUCUUCUACAGCACUCAUGUGGAGGAGGAAUACUUCAACAGCCUGAUGGAGAACAUGACCAGUGGGCUGGUGUUAGCAUUAGCUUUAGUAAAAGAAGGAGCCGUGGAGCACUGGAGGAACAUCCUAGGACCCAAAGACCCCAUCAAGGCUAAAAAUGAGCAACCGGACAGUUUGCGAGCCCAGUUCUCGGUUGAAAACUCUAGUAUUAACCAGCUCCACGGCAGCAGCAGCUCAGAGGAGGCAGAGAAGGAGAUCAGCUUCUUCUUCCCUCCUGAAGACACACUCGCUGUCAUUAAACCGGACACCCAACACAAGGAGGAGAUCCUGGAGGAGAUUCAGGCUCAAGGAUUUACCAUUUCCCAACUGAAAGACACGAUUCUGUCCAGAGAGAUGGCAGAGGAGUUUUAUAAAGAGCAUCGCGAGAAACCCUUCUUCAGCCAGCUGGUGGAUUACAUGUGCCGUGGGCCGUGUACGAUGCUAGUUCUGACGAAGGAGAACGCAGUGCAGGAGUGGAGAGCCGCCAUGGGCCCCACAGACCCCGACCAGGCCCGACUGACAGCUCCCGAGUCACUGAGAGCUCGAUUCGCUAAAGACGUGCUAGAAAACGCCGUCCACGGCUCCUCAAACACAGAACACGCAGACCAGAAGAUCAAGUUCAUCUUUGGAGACAUCGGUGAGAUCAUCCCUGACACUGCGUCACCACCGCUAGAAACAGAGGAGAGUUUUGCAGAGCUCAAAAAUCUACAAUCUUCAAGAUCUCCUUCAUUCGGUGACUUGAGGAACGAGACCGAGCCGGACACUACAGAUGGUGCUGAAGAAAUGAACCUCGAGAUGACAGAGAGUCACGCAGCAUCUACAGACCAGACUGAAGCCCUCGAGACGCCGGAAUCCAGCCAGCCGGACACAGGAGAAUCGCCCAGUUUGUGAAAGCUGCACAGUCAUCUGUCAAACAAGCAGUGUGAAGAUGACAUGAAGCACCUCAAUAGUCAGCAGGAGAUUAAACUCUUCGUCUUCAGUCUAUCAUCAAUCAUUUACUUGAAAAAAAACAAAACACUUUUGUCUGUUUUUAUACAUUAAACUCCUGGUGUGAGGCUGAUUUGCUUGGCUCAAGCUGACAACAGUUUCAUUUGAAUGA